This is a messenger RNA of Caenorhabditis angaria, 1234 nucleotides long. The record is from the annotation of a GenBank genome assembly. Lineage: Eukaryota; Metazoa; Nematoda; Chromadorea; Rhabditida; Rhabditidae.
AUGACUGUAAGUUUUUCAAUUAAAAUCCAGAUAAAAAAUUUUCCUAUUUUUUCAGGACACAAAUGUUAAUCAAUCGAAGCCUUCAGAUCGCGCUGAGGCACCCCCCGCGGCAAAAGAUCUGCCACACCCGCCAGCCGAAUCUCCAGUUGUCCAAGAACAAGAGGCGAAAGGCGAACAAACUGUUGGAAAUGUUGCCUCAGCUUUAGAAGAUAACCAACAAUUACAAGACCCUCAGGCAACCACAACUCUCCGAGAUUCUGUUGACGCACUUUAUAAAGAAUUCAAAAUUUUGAUGGAUUCAAACCCGGAACUUCUCGCCGAAAUCAGGAAUAUGCCGCCAGUCUCAAAUCAACAAUUGUUGGAAAGCCUUCAAAACUUGAUUAGAACAAGCGAAGCUUUAGAAAAUGGUGUUGAAAAUGAUUUGGAAAUUGAACAAGUUGUUGCCGAAACUGAAAUUGUUCCAACAUCCACUGAAUUGAAUUCGAAUAUUCCACCAACUCUUGAAAAACCAGCCGAAGAUAUUGAAAUGUCAUAUGAUUUGGAAGAAGCAAUUGAACAAGUUGUGGCAGAAACUGAAAUUGUUCCUACAUCCACAGAAUUGACCUCGAAUAUUCCGCAAACUUUUUCAUUGAAUUCGAACGAGCUUAUGGAAAAUGGAAAUGUUGAUAAUGUUACCGAAGGAGAGAAUAUGGAAGAUUUGGGAGCGGAAAUGACGGAUAUUGAUCAGACAACAUCCACUGAUCAGGACAUGGUCAAUCUUCGAGCUUAUUUAGAAUUUGAACAUGUCUAUGGAGCUGGAGAAGGAUUGAAACAAAGACCUUCCACAUUUCGAGAAUCAGAAGUGAGUUACUUUAGAAAACGAAAUUCCGAGAAACUUUUCAGUUGACAAAAUUUUGAUAAUGAAUAUUUGAGACAUUUUUUGUCUCAAAUAAAAACCUCACCAUUUUUUCAGCGCUUUCCAACCCGUCUCGAAUCUUAUCAAGCAUCACCAUUUCGCGAAGUGUCGGAGCCUGGAAGUUCGGGAAACCGAUCAGAAGAACGGGCAAUUCUUUCGGAGUUUCGUGAAAAGGCAGGAUGGAACACAUCGUCUUCCGACACCCCGGAGUAUUCCUCGAACACCUUCGAUGCUUCGUCGUUGAAAAUCUCUGAUUAUCCGGACGUUUCGGGAAGAAUUUUCGACUUCGAUCGAAAUGUGUCGAAUCACGAUCAAUUUCAUUUUUUUUUUGUUGAAUAA